AUUAUUUCGCAAUUCGUAUUAGACGACACGUGGAAGCAAGAAAGACGCCAUUUUGAAGGUUCGUUGUCAUCAUGAGCUUCGAUAGCAGCCGAGGGCCACCUCAAAUUGAGGGAAUGACUAGUCUAAAAGUCGACAACCUCACUUAUCGUACAACCACGGGUGAUUUGACCAAGGUAUUCUCGAAAUACGGCGAACUCGGUGACGUUUACAUCCCGCGCGAUCGCUACAAACAAGAAUCCCGAGGGUUUGCUUUUGUCAGAUUCCACGAGAAACGCGAUGCUGAAGACGCAAUGGAUUCCUUACAUGGAACAAUCAUCGAUGGACGAGAAAUCCGAGUGCAGAUGGCAAAAUACGGAAGACCCUCAGAAUCUUACAAGCCGCGUAAUCGUUACAGAAACUCGAACUACGGCGGCUCACGAUAUCGUUCACGUUCACGGUCCCCUAGACGCAGGGCACGUCGCUCUCGUUCCAGAUCGCCUCGUUAUCGCCGCUCACGAUCACAUUCGCGCUCACCACGCAGAACUCGUCAAAGUCACUCACGGUCACCAAGGAAACAAGAUAGUCGUUCCCGGUCCAGAAGUCCACGUCGUAGAAGAUCACAUUCGAGAUCACGUUCAAAGUCAGGCUCAAAACCAAGGCAGUCUCGUUCCAGGUCCCAUUCUCGCUCUAAAUCCCUUUCAAGGUCUCCAAAGAAUAUAAAGUCAAGAUCUCAUUCUAGGUCUCCCAAGCAAAGAAGGUCCCCAACUCCUGACCGAGGAAGUCAAGAAGGUGAUGGAGAGAAUGAUGGCCCUUCCCAAAACAACCAGUCGAAUGUCGAUGAUGGAGCAGAAAACAAUGCAGAUGACUAAGCUUUCCAUCCUGGUUUUACUUUGACUGUGGUGCAGUAAUCAGUUUCUUUUAAGUAUUCUCUUCCAGGGUUUGUUGCUGUUCUGGAGAAGGGGAGUAAACUUUUGUUGCAGAGCAUAGAGGGAAUGGAAUGGGCGUUCCUCCGUUUUAGGUAGAGACUCGAGACUUUUAGUAUGCUCAAUUUCUUUUACUCAUCAUUUUUUUACAUUGCUUAAUAGUUGAAUGCCUGUUAAAUACCCCUUUGCAUUGAACUGGAAGUUUUUUGUUCUUGUAUACCUUAGUGAAAAUAUAGCUGUAAGUAUCUAUUUGGUUACAAAAAAAAUCGUAGACACUAUGUACACAGUGGCUCUUAAAGGCUGAAUCCAUCACUCAUAGUUUGCAAAGAAGGGAUAAUCAGGGUUGCUCUGCCCAAAAAUAAUUAUGUUCUUCUUCAGUAGGUCAAAGAUCAUUGAAAUGGUUGGUUAGUAGUUUUGCGAGUGUUGGCUGCCUCAUGAACAGUUUGAAUGGGUUUUACAGAAAUAGUAAACUUUCUCAGCAUUCUUAUUGAAUAACCUCAGUUUUUUCCCCUUAACUGAGUUUGCCAGUUUCACACAAGUAUACUCGAGAGUCAAAUAACAACCGCCUUCUCAGUUUUGUGGUGACCCGCAAUGCUUCAGCUUAAAGGCUUUGAAGUUUUUUUUUUUGAUUGGCUUCAAAAGCUUGUUUUUGUCAAACUGUUCUUGUACAUAUUUGCAGCAUGAAGUAUCGCUGUAUUAUUCAACCUGUAACAGUGAAUUGUUUGUGACUAAAUUGGGCAAAUAGUUUUUAUUAGGUGUGCUGCAUUGUUGCAUUUGGUAGCUUUAUGUGUUGAAACUAACCUUUCUGUUCUUUCAGUCAGCUAGGAAUUUGGAGAAUAGAGACAAUGCAAUCUGUAUCUCAAAAUAGUUUCAUAUUUUUAGCCAAUACAACUAAUAUAAAACAUAAGUUCUAGGGAGUGGAGUAAUACUGCAAGAAAUUCAUGAAUCACACUGUUCUAUCAAGACUUGGUGGAGGUUUCUUUAAGGUGAUUCCUCAGUAUUGCAUUGCGCAACCCUGCUGUGCACGAUUUCUGCUUCAUUAACGUGUGCGGAUGAGCGCAUGCACGUACACAGCAUAAGAGAUUUCCUUCAAGCUAAGCUCGAAAGCGAAAUAAAUGCUCGUUUUCUCUCAAACAAACAUGGUGACCUAUAUUUUUUAUUCCAUAAAUUUGGUCAAAAAAGUAUUCUCUUUAAGUUAUAAAAUUAAAAAAAUUGUUCGGUAGGGAAAAUAGAAAUAGCUUAAAGAUUGCACAAAACCUUUACUUAAGGAUGCAAAUUAAGACCUCGAAAACAACAAUUGGAGGAACCUUUUGAGUCAGCGCCGUUUAGAAUUGUGUGAUUCUCCCAUAAAUUAUAUACUACAUUGUCCCAAGUGCCCAAGACCUUCUGCCCAUUAAGUAUUGCUUUAACAACUUUUGCUUCCAGCUACCCAAAAUUUAACAUGAACUGAUGAAAUAAUGUGCGUUGUUAGGCUUACAUGGGGUAAGAUUGGCCCAUCAUAUCUCUUUAAUGAGCAGGGGUGACAUACGAUAUACUGUUUAGUGUAUUUUUCGAAACAGCACUCCGUAGGGAGUAUUCAAGGGAAGUUUCAAAAAAAUUGUUCAGCAACUUUUAUUUCUGAGGAAUCACCUUAAUAAUGUCAUUCUCCUGAUUUUCCAAAUUUAAACUAUGCACAUGUGCUGUUGUAUUUUUUGUACAGUAGUUAAUUUCUUUGUAUAGCUUGAUUUUGCUUUAGUUUGGUAGGAAACUUGGUUGUGAAUAGUUAACAAAGAUAACCAAGUGGCAUUAGUUGACGUGUUUUGUGUUAUACAAGCAGUAACCAAUACAUAGUCUAGGUUGUGGACAUCCAACAUUUGGCUUAUUGAACAAUUUUCUCACAUGUGUUUGGUUUGAUUGAGAAUAUCAGGGUACGAGUUGCUCCCUCUUUGUGACCUGACAAUGAGAUUUACUUGUCGCUUGUUCAAAUAGUGUACAAGUGCACGUCCUGUAAUAGGACACCUUCGUGCUUCACAAGAGCCAUAAGACUGUGUGAGGUUAAAUGGGGCUGUUUUUGUAUGCAGCCAGGAAAAUAAGUGUUUGCUUAGGCAAAAUUUCCAUCUACAGAAGGUGUCUGUCAGCAGAGUUUCAACUGUACUGUGGUAGUAGCUGUAGCUUGAUUGGUUGCCUUAGAGCAGGGAUGAGAAAAAUCCUGUCAAAUUCACCCUGAGUAUAGCUUUAUCUAGACAAAGAAUGCAGGGUACAUGUACACACUCCUGAUGAUGGGUUUCUGAUCCAAGUAAUUUUCUAGUGUCAAACUAAGGAACUUUGACCUAAAGUUAGUUCAUAUUUGUUAUUUUAUGUACUCAACGUAGAAUGUAUUUGAUUUUAAAUCUAUCAUAUUGGCCUUUCCUGUA
Messenger RNA from Orbicella faveolata, 3295 nucleotides. RefSeq lists its product as uncharacterized. The record is from RefSeq and is a predicted model, not a curated record. NCBI's taxonomy places the organism in Eukaryota, Metazoa, Cnidaria, Anthozoa, Scleractinia, Merulinidae. Gene Ontology annotation, molecular function: RNA binding.